Molecule: messenger RNA, 1266 nt
Organism: Didymodactylos carnosus
Lineage: Eukaryota; Metazoa; Rotifera; Eurotatoria; Philodinida; Philodinidae
Source: the annotation of a GenBank genome assembly
AUGUUAUCAAUGAAUUCAUUAUCAAUGUUUUGGAGAGAAUUUUGUGCUUUAUUUCAUAAGACAUAUUUGUUGGCAAAACGUAAACGAGGUGAAACAAUCACAGAAAUACUCCUUGCCUAUACAUUUUUAGCUUUGUUACUCGGUAUGAGAUAUAUACUGGAUCGACGAUAUAAUCAUGCAUACCAAAUACCACGUUUUCGUCCACAAGAUGCAAUGACAUUUAGUAAUAAAGAUAAUAUCACCUUUUAUUAUCCGAGUAAUCCAUGUACAGAUCAAAUUGUUAAUAGUUUCAUGACAAAAUUAAAAUUAAAUUGGCCAAUGUUUAAUAGUACUAUGCAAUAUCUUUCUAAUCCUGACGUUUCUAGUUUACCAGUUGCAACUCAACUUCAAAUUCAUGCAUUUAUUUAUUUUACUAAUUUAAAUUCAUGUACAAAUGCAACAACAAUGCCUGAUCAGAUCACCUAUACUCUUAGAAUGCAAGAAUAUGGUGCAACAUACUAUCGUGCUCAACGAACAAUGUUAUUAGAUAAUGAUAUUUUUUGGAAAAGAGCUCCAGAAGACUUUUGUCAAUCAAAUGCCAGUAUGCUUAAUUAUCAAACAGCCUUUUUGGGUGUUCAAUAUUUCAUUGAUUUAGCUAUUAUUGAGUAUUCCAUAGGUAUACCAAUGAUAGACUAUUCAAAUAUUCAUUUAAAUCAUUUUGGCUGUCCCGAGUACUAUUUUGAUCAAUUACAUUCAUUAUAUAAUUUUUUUAUUCCAAUAUUUUUUUCCUUUAUAUAUUUGAUUACAUUUAUGAUGAAUAUUGGCUACAUUGUCGAUGAACGUCAAAAUAAAACAAAAGAAUAUUUGAGAAUAUUUGGUUUGAGAACGUGGAUAAAUAAUCUUGUUUGGGUUUGUCGAGCAAUGUCUUUACUAGCAAAACUAAUUGCAUUUCUAUUAUGGGUUAUUACAUUUAUUGACUUUUAUCCUGGUGUUUCAGUUGGUGUUCGCUAUUUUAUGUCAUUAUUUCCAAAUAGUGGUCUGCUAUUUUGUUUUGAAGUUGUUUUACAAUUUGAACGCAAAAGCUAUGGUGUAACAACUUACAAAAAAUUUUAUACAAAUUUAUACACUUACCCACUUUAUAUUGGUAUCAUAUUAUUAAUACAAUGUCUGUGGUCAGUAAUAUUUAUGCUUCUAGCUAUUUAUGUUGAAAGAAUUAAUCCCGGUGAAUUUGGUGUUGCUCAACCAUGGACGUACUUGUUUCGAGUAUGCUUAACAACAUAUUUAUAG